AUGCCGCUCUUUCGGCAGCAGCUUCGGCCCUGUGCGCAUGCUGCGCAUGGCAAGGGUGCUCAUACCUUUUACCUCAUCUCUGACCUUUAUGGCCAACCAGGUAGUCGCGUGGCUUGCCCUGCCCCCAAGCCCGUGUUCAUCCACGAGUGGACACCACCCUCAAUCAUGGCGGUCAUUCGUUCUGCGUGCAUCCUCAUUCCUUUAGAGGAGCAGUCGUUGUUGGUUCCGCUGGCAGAGCAACUGGAAGCUCGCUCCUACGGCGAGGCGUUGAAGUUGCAAAUGCGGCAGGGCAAGGGUGGCCCACAGCGCGUCCACAUCAAGACGUUGUGCCAGCCAGGAUUGGUCACGGCCAUCGGCCCAUUGGACGAGCAGCUCUUGGACCAGUGUCUUUUCAGCCUUGAACACCUGGCCAGCGCACCCGUGAUUGUCAUUGUCUUGAGCCAUGUCGGCUUUGCAGCGCUGCAGUCAGCCCAUCUAGAGCCCAGUCCGCUGGCGGCCGAGCUGGCGCUUGCCGUCCAGCUCUUUCGGGACAAGGUUGUUGCGCUAGAUUCGUCAGAGAUACCCCCUCUUCCCUCCGACUUUGUGUACAGCGAGGACUGCACCCCACUUGAGGGGGUGCAGCUCGGGGUGCUGGAAACCAUGAGCGAGUUUCAACAAGUGCUCUUCGAUCGCAAGUGUGGAGUCCUGACUGACCGCCCCUCAUCCUCCACAGCGGACGAUGCCCCCAAACAAGAUGAUCGUGCCGAAGCCAUUGCCACUGAAGUGGAGCGCGUUGUGCGCAAGAUGCAUGCGCAGUUGCGCGACGUGGGCGUCAAGGCCCACCAACAGAUUCUGAAGCGUUUACGGCGCGUCAAGCGUGGCAUACGCCCGCGCACUUUUAUCAACUACCUCCCCUCUUUGGACCCCUCUUUCAAGUGCAAGAGCCGGGCUCGGCUGCAUCACGACUUUUUCCUCUCCUAUCGGCAACAAGCCCAUGGUGACUUUGCGCCCGAGGUAGCAGCUUGCAUCGAUAAUAUGCGACGGGACGAUGGCGUGCUCAAGGGGGAUUUUCAUUGUUUCCUCGAUCAGCGAUGCUUGGAGACGGGCCAGCCCUGGCGCAGCGGCUUUCUCAAUGUGAUUCGCGCCUGUAACAUUAUUGCUAUUUUGGUGUCGCCGUUGACCCUGGAUCGGAUGCGCACGGCCGAUGAGUUUACCGACAACGUGCUGCUGGAGUGGGAAACGGCGCUUGAUAUGCUGGGCAACAAGUUGUGUAAGCUGAUGGUCUUUUGCCUCGACGACCCGGGACGGCCUUUUAUAAUGCCCGCCUUUGACGCCUUUCCCGAUCAGCCCACCCCACUGCCCGACGACCUUGUCAUGAAAGGAGACAGGCAUAGUGUCGUGCCCCGCCGCACCAUCCGCCAGGUGGUGCGGGGCGUGUUGUCCGUUGCCCAGCGUCACGUUGUCCGCCCGGACCCCGCCAGCGACAUGCCACAAGUGGAGGCGGCAGCAUUGGCGGCGCCCGCGGAUACCCAACCGACGACGCUGGACCGCAAGCGCACCGAGUUGCGGCGAUAUACCCAGACCGACAAGGCGGCGCAUGACAUUGCCUCACUCAUGUAUGAACAGUUUCAGACACACUAUGCCACCACGGCCCAUCUCAAGGCCAUGACGUCGGCCUUUGAACAAGUCUGGGAUGGGGCGCGCGAGGCUGCCCGGCAAAGCUUGGAGGCCAUGUCCACUAAGUUCUCUUCUCUGUCUGUGUGCCCCUCCUUUGAAAGAGAGAAAGAGAGAGAGAGAGAGAAGAAUGUCGCG
Messenger RNA from Monosiga brevicollis MX1, 1791 nucleotides. RefSeq lists its product as uncharacterized. The transcript is spliced from 7 exons. The annotation marks the transcript as partial. The record is from RefSeq and is a predicted model, not a curated record. NCBI's taxonomy places the organism in Eukaryota, Choanoflagellata, Craspedida, Salpingoecidae.